Theobroma cacao (cacao) is the source of this 1865-nucleotide messenger RNA. Its product is annotated as Ribosomal protein L1p/L10e family. Gene Ontology annotation, molecular function: RNA binding; structural constituent of ribosome. Lineage: Eukaryota; Viridiplantae; Streptophyta; Magnoliopsida; Malvales; Malvaceae. The record is from RefSeq and is a predicted model, not a curated record. Gene Ontology annotation, cellular component: large ribosomal subunit. Gene Ontology annotation, biological process: translation.
AUUGUAAGCGGCUAUUGCCAUUGGCCUAAACCCCCAAAGCCCUCCUGCCCUUUUCUGGUUCCUCUCGCACUCUCACUUGCAGUUGAAUACACAAAAAUGGCAGGCGUGAAGCUCCUCCUGUCUCAAGCUCGCCGCCUCUCCCUCGCCCAAUACUCCUCUUCUCCAUUCCGCACUCUGCAAAGAUCCCUCUCUUCCUCUUCUUCCUCAAAUCCUCCCCAUCCCCAUGCAGACUCAGAAUCCUCUUUCAACAAACACUCCCAAGCAGUCCCCAUUCAGCCUGUCUCCUACGCCCCCAAACCCAAAGACCCCACGCCCCCUCACCCACAGCAACACGAACAACAACAAACACAACCAGACCAAACCCCUCAACGGCAACCCCCACCCCCAAGGCCAACCCCUGAAGGGCCUCGACCCAUCUGGAGCCGGGACGAUCUCCGCUAUGUCAAAGAUGUACCAAACAUUUCACCCGUGUCGUAUCCUGCACGCGUGGCGCCACUCCCCGAGGAUCGCCUCGGGGUGUCUGAAGAAGAUGGGGAGGUGAAGAAAGAAGAGAGCGAGGAGGCGGAGCGAGAGAGUAGAAGAAUGGAGGCGGAGAGUCGAAUGAGGAGGAGACCUAUCAGGAUUGCGGCUGAGGAGGAGAAAGUUGUGAUUCCCUUUCCUAUGUUGAUUAAGCCUGAGAAGAAGAACGAGAAGCGGCCCGUUCUUGAAUUGAUGGACGCCAUUAGGGAAGUCAAGGCUAAUGCCAAGGCGAAGUUUGACGAGACUAUUGAAGCACAUGUACGGUUGGGUAUUGACCAAAAGCGAUCUGAGUUGAUUGUCCGCGGUACAAUGGCACUGCCUCAUGGUUCUAAGAAGGAAGUUAGGGUGGCUUUCUUUGCUGAAGGAGCAGAUGCCGAUGAAGCUAGGGCUGCUGGAGCUGAUAUUGUUGGUGGUACUGAACUUAUCGAAGAAAUUGCAAGCACUGGCAAGAUUGAUUUUGACCGAUGUUACUCAACCCAUAAAUUCAUGACCCGUCUUUAUAAGAUAUCAAAGAUUCUGAAUCAGCAUGGUCUGAUGCCAAACCCUAAACAAGGUACUGUAACCAAAGAUGUUACGAAGGCAAUAAAAGAAGCAAAACAGGGUCAACUAAAAUUCAGAAUGGACAAAACAUCAAUUGUGCAUGUGGGGGUUGGAAAGGUGAGCUUGUCAGAGGAGUUUUUGCGUGACAAUGUUGGUGCAUUUAUGAAUGCUCUUUUGCAAGCAAAGCCAGCAGGCCUAAAGAAGACUUCCAAGUACGCUGGGUAUGUGAACUCCUUCCAUAUUUGCAGCACGAUGGGUCCAGGUUUUCGUGUUUCCAUACAGUCGUUGUCCAGAGCAGCAGAUCACUAUAACAAAGCGUAUCUUAAUGCCUAAGCGAGUCAUUUGUCCAAAGUAGCAGAUCACUACAGGGAAGUGUAUUUUAAUGCCCCUUUGCAAUUAAAGUCAUUCAUCGAAAAGCUUUCACGCCUCCUCGAGGUUAAAAAGGGUGUGCAUCUAACACCAAGAUGUUGGUAUAGGAUGAUGAAUGGUCAGAAUCUGGCUAGAAUGUUUUUUUCUUAUUUAAAUAUGCUGCUAGUAAAAUCAGCUUUAGAUCUUCCCCUAACGGUGUAUCCCAAGUUCAGUGCUUUUUUUUUAUUAUUAUUAUUUUCUUUUCUUGAACAUGCAUUCAGCGGGCGGAAAACGAUAACGCUCAGUAUUUCAUCAUGCUGAUUUUUGAUUGAGUCAAGCUUCAUGAUAAAGGUUGUUAACCGGAACAUGCUGAUUUUUGAUGAGUCAAGCUUUAUUAUAAUGAAGACUCCGAACCGGGAAUCUCUACCUUUGCAAAUUAUUCAUUCAAGUUCCAGUGA